CUUUCAUCUGUCUUCUCCAGCCGACUGUAAGCUCCCUGUAGACAAGGCCUGCUCCCUUCAAGGCUCGAUCUCCAGCUCCUGACACACCACACGCUAGGUGCUCAGUCAUUAAUGGUCAGGCGAACGAGUGAUCAGUGGGUGAAGCAGGGACUGCUGCCUGAGAAAGGUGAGCAGGCUGGAAAUGGGAGGUCCCCGCGGCGUUUCCCAGCCGGGCUCCUCCCGAGGCGGAAGGAAGGAGAGAUCCCGGAUGUAGUCGAAGGGCCCGGAAGGAGGAGAGGAGGGUCGCCUCACCCUGGAGCGGGAAUGCUCCAGGGCAGCUCCGGGUCGCCAGGCGGCGGUUUCCAGGCAACGGCUGAACACAGACGCGGGCUGGAGGCCGGCGCUGAGCAACCUGAGGCCGGCAGACUCCGACUGGGCCCCUGGGCGGGCGGGACGGACCGCGGCCAAGGCGGGGCGCUGGACGGGGGCGGCAUGGAGGACGACGAGGACGAGACCACCGCGUCCACGCUGCGGGGCAAGCCCAGGCCGCCGCCCGUCUCGGCGCAGUCCGCCUUCAGCUACAUCCCGCCGCGGCGCCUAGACCCCAAAGAGCACAGCUACUACUACCGCCAGGCGCGGACAGGAAUUAUUUCCCUCUAUGACUGUGUUUUUAAGAGGCGACUAGAUUAUGAUCAGAAGUUGCACCGAGAUGACAGAGAACAUGCAAAAAGCCUGAGACUUCAUGUUAAUGAAGAGGAACAGGAGAGGCCGGUCGGAGUGUUGACGUCUUCUGUCUAUGGGAAGCGCGUCAGUCAGCCCAUUGAACCCCUAAACCGAGACUUCGGCCGCGUCAACCAUGUGCAGGCUGACUUCUACAGGAAGAACGACAUUCCCAGCCUCAAAGCACCGGGCUUUGGGCACAUUGCUCCAGCCUGAAGCACCCCUGUGGUCCACAGGGCAUGUCGCGAUACCCUGUGGGCCGGCAAGGUUGCACAGCAAGAAGGUGGCGUCUGGAGCCUUCUUUCCCCUUCCCAUGACACCUAGGAGCUUGGCUAUGCCUGUGUUGCAUCUCUGCAGUGGGACACAUGAACGUUAGCAGCUUCCCUCGGGUUGCUGUGGUUAGCAGGCUGACCAAAAACACCUUCAGUACAUGUGAAGAGUCUCUGGUGUGAUGAUUUUCAGCAGGAAUUAUUUUUGAUCAAAUGAUACUGGAGACCGAUUCACUGUGAGCACCUGAAUAAAAUGAAAACUUUGUUCCCCCUUGGUAAUGGUUGGGUUGGUUUUUGUCAUCGGCUGUCUACAUUUGCUAGGAUUCUUUGGGGAGGCAGUCACAGGAGUGAGGUGCAGUUACUUUUCCGAAGAGUUAUGGGAACUCCUGCUGCCUGGUAACACAAGCAACCCUGCCAUAUUCCCUUCUCCAGGAGGAGAUAUAAUGACAAUUGUCUUUUGGCACAACUGAACUCUAGAAACUCCAUUUUUGUUUUUUCCAGAGGUCUGAGCCACAAAUAACAGAAUUUAGUGCAGUUGGGACCAGGAGCCCUAGUAAGGAUGGGUGGCCCUGGUGGCCAGCAGUGCUCACUGUUACCGCUCAGGGAGAGAGGGCCAGUUGUGGGAAGAGACUAGAUUUCGGUGUUCAACAAACGGAUAAAAUUCUGGCUGCUGCACUUUCUAGAUUUGUGUUCUAGGGCAAGUCAUAUCAUCUAUAUGAGCAGACAUUUCCUCAUCUUUACAGUGGAAUUUCCAAACCUAGAAUUCAUGUGGGAGGCAAUGAGCUGCCGGAGUGCACGUACAGGCACCCAGUGUGUGCCCCACCCAGUGCCCCAUCUUCACAGCAAUGACUUGACUUUAAUUAAACAGUCUUCUUUUUGUAAGCAGUCGCUUUUCACCUAAGUUGGAAAUAUUUACUCUGGGGAUAAUUUGAAACUUACCCAAGUGUUAAGGGAUCAGCUACGUUUUUAAUGAAUGGACCCCUUGGAAGAAAUCAUCUCUCAUCUACCAUGAUUAAAUUCCCACAGUUUAUCAGUGAAUGGGCAGGUGGCCUAAUUAAUUUCAAUGCUGAUUGCUCCAUCACUGGUUUUAUUGUUUUGAAUAUGCAAAGAGGAUUCGCUAAAAAUAAAUGACACUGAAUUGCCGGCAA
Messenger RNA from Rhinopithecus roxellana (golden snub-nosed monkey), 2116 nucleotides. RefSeq names its product chromosome 3 C5orf49 homolog (gene CFAP90). The record is from RefSeq and is a predicted model, not a curated record. Bases 112 to 915 code for a protein of 267 amino acids. Lineage: Eukaryota; Metazoa; Chordata; Mammalia; Primates; Cercopithecidae. The transcript has 3 exons.